UAAUAAAGAGGAACAAGGAACCACCAAGAAGGGAGUCUAAUGCAUCUGAUUCAAGGUCGGCAUGGGGUGGAGAAGGCAAAAAUCCAGCCUGCCGCCCCAACUUAUUGAAAUUCCCAAGACUAUGUUACUCAGUAAAGAGGCGAACUGAACCUUUUUUAGGAUUAAAAUAGAGUACGAUUACAACGGCGACGUUUAGUUCAGGCAGAACAAGGAAAACGAGAGAAAAUUGCUCGCUGCGACAAAAAAUCAAAAGACGCAGCUGCUUCCAUGGCGAUUAGGUCACUGAUAACGAAUCAUCUGAGAAAUAACAGUUACUUCCAUGAACUUCAAUUCGAAGCAAGAAACCUCUUUAAAUCUUUAUUACCAAUCAGUAAAGCCAGCACCGAGUAUAAAUAUAUUCAUAGCAGCAGCAGCAGCCGCCUUGAAACUGAAAUUUUGAGACUGAAAAGCCCAAGCAGAGUGCUUCAAGAUUGGAUCAACAACGGAAACAAGGUUAAGCUCUCCCAGCUCAAUUUGAUCUCUAAACAACUCCUCAAAUCUAAGCGCUACAAACAAGCCCUUGAGAUAUUACAAUGGAUGGAAAAUCAAAACAACUUUCGCAUAACGCCGGGGCAUCAUGCUUUAAUGAUGGAAUUGAUUGUUAAAGUGAAUGGUUUAAAUAAAGCUGGAGAGUAUUUUGAACGAAUUCCCGGUUCAGGCUCUAAAAAAGCUGCGUCUUUGCCUCUUUUACAUGGUUAUGUGAAAGAAAGAGAUAUCAGUAAAGCUGAGAGUUUCAUGAUCAAGUUGAGUUCCUCGGGCCUCCUUGUGACCCCUCAUCCGUACAAUGAGAUGAUGAAGCUUUACAUGGCUCUGUCUCAGUAUGAGAAAGUGCCUCUUGUGAUUGCAGAGAUGAAGCGAAACAAGUUAUGUCGAAAUGUUCUUUCUUAUAAUCUUUGGAUGGGUGCCUUUGGAGAGGUCUUUGAGGUUGCCAAAGCGGAGAUGGUUUACAAGGAAAUGGUGAGUGAUGAAAAUGUUGAGGUGGGCUGGAGUACGCUAGCUAGUUUGGCUAAUGUUUAUAUCAAGGCAGGGUUUGUUGAUAAAGCUCUUUUGGUGCUUAAAGAUGCGGAGAUGAAGUUGUCUACUAAUGGCCGGCUUGGUUACUUCUUUCUCAUUACGUUGUAUUCGUCUUUGAAGAAUAAAGAGGGAGUUCUUCGGCUUUGGGAAGCAAGUAAAGCGGUUGGUGGGAGGAUCCCUUGUGCUGAUUAUAUGUGCGUAAUUUCAUGCUUGGUUAAGGUAGGUGACCUUGUAGCAGCAGAGCAGGUAUUUGCAGAAUGGGAGACAAAUUGUUUCAAGUAUGAUAUUAGAGUCUCGAAUGUGCUUCUAGGUGCAUAUGUACGGAAUGGAUUGAUGGGAAAAGCUGAAUCGUUUCAUCUUCAUACAGUUGAGAGAGGUGGGUGCCCAAAUUACAAGACUUGGGAGAUUCUUAUGGAGGGAUGGGUGAAAAGCCAAAAGAUGGAAAAAGCCAUUGAUGCCAUGAAGAAAGGCUUUUCUGUGUUGAAGGUGGAACGUUGUGAUUGGAGGCCAUCGCACAGUAUUUUGAUGGCCAUUGCUGAGCACUUUGAGAAGCAAGGAAAUUUUGAAGAUGCAAAUCACUAUAUUAAGGCUGUUCACGGUUUGGGUGUUGCAACUUUACCUUUGUAUAAACGAUUCCUUAGAAUGUACCUCAAUGCUCAGAGACCAGCAUGGGACAUCCUUAAAAUGAUGGAGAAGGAUAGGAUUGAGCUGGAUGAUGAAACUUCUGCCCUUGUUGCCUUGAACUCGUGAUUGAUGGCAUAGGUCAUUGCAGUAGAUUUGGAGAUGGCAUUGGUAACUGAAACCAAUGGAUGAUGCUCCGACCUUGUUGAAAUGGGUAGGGUGUUUUUUGCUGAAAAACAAAUUCUGUUUUGGAUAAAUUGGUUAAUAACUGGAGGUUAUGGUUUUAGUGUUACCUGAACCGAAACAAGAUUUUUAUCUCAAGUUUAUUUGGUGCUAUAUUAUAUGGUUGGAUAUGAAAGUUUUUAUGUAGAAUUUAUUAGGAGGUUGUUAUUAUGACUCAAUUUCCUUCAAAUAUCCGUAUAGCCAUUUCUCCAAGUUGUUCCUCACCUAUGUUUAAAAAUGCCUGGCUUUCUUGGUGCUUUGCUUGGCUGAAAUCAAAACUCCCACCGUCCCAAAACCAAGCAAAGCUGUGUUCCAUCUUCACCACCACCUCAUAUCAUCAAUUCAUGGAUACAAGGAAUUGCUUCUUUGUCAUUCCAGCUGAAGUGGAAGUAGGAUUCUGAAAGAUCUUUGAAGUUUUUGCGUUGUUGGACAAAAGAGAGAGGGACACAAGGGUUGUGAAAUCCUGCAUAUGGUUGCUAAUUGGCCUCUCAAACAUUGACAGCAUGGAUUUCAUCCAGGAGUACUUUGUUAAAUUACUGUUGCAAACAAAUUAAAGGAAAUUAAAAGAGAAGGGUACAAUUGCUCUCUAAUUUGGCAAAGCUUUUUUUAUUUGCGCCAUGCUUAAUCAUGAAUAAUUGAUGAGUACUUCCAGAUGGAUUGUUGAUGGUGUGCAUCAAAGCAUGUGCGAUCAUAGAUGGUGCUGAAGGCUUCACUCUUUCAGGGCAUCCAUGGAUUUUGUUUUACACGGAGCUUACACCUUUAAGACAUUGUCCAUCAGAUCAAAAACAAAGAAUCAAGGUGCUGCAACUUCCUGCCAACUUGCAAAUGCACUUGUAUUUGUGUCACCUGGAAACCAGGUAGGAGUUGGCUCUCCUGAAGAGGACUUGAAUCAACAUCCAUCUGAUAGUUUGAGCUGCAUGUUAGAAGAGCAUGGUGAAUGUGGUUUGGUUGAUGCUCUUGCAGUGGCGAUUUCCCAUGUUAAGAUGUUGGAGCCAAAGAGGAGUAGAUUAUGGGGACCCACUGGCCCAUAGAGCAGCAGUGUUCAUCUAACAUCUCAGCUAACAAUCUGUGUAGAGCAUUUUGAUUCUGCUGCCAGACUGACACCACUAACAUUGCUCUUCUCCACUGUUUUGCGAGCUGGGAGAGGAUUCAAAACAACCACACCCUAACUCCAAUAUUCAGUGGGAGCAUUUGUUGCAACAGUGCUGGGAGUUGCAUAAAAGAGCUCGACUCUUUGAGCAGAGAAGUAAUAAUGUCGAAGUUGCACCAUAGCUGAUGCCCUCGAGAUUGGAAUGCGACUGCUACUCUCUCUCAACUGCUAAAGUGCCACCGUCAAUUAUGGAUCUUGAUUCUAAACCUUAUAAACAAUAGGCCUUUGUUUUCGAACAUGAACUGCUGAACUUGGAAAUGCGGAUUAGCAUCUUCUAUUA
Populus nigra (black poplar) is the source of this 3326-nucleotide messenger RNA. Its product is annotated as pentatricopeptide repeat-containing protein At5g27460. The coding region runs from base 268 to 1803 and encodes 511 amino acids. Gene Ontology annotation, molecular function: protein binding. Gene Ontology annotation, cellular component: mitochondrion. The record is from RefSeq and is a predicted model, not a curated record. The transcript is spliced from 4 exons. NCBI's taxonomy places the organism in Eukaryota, Viridiplantae, Streptophyta, Magnoliopsida, Malpighiales, Salicaceae.